AUGCCAAUCGCCGCUGCGCCGCUCACCGCCGAAGGCGGCGUGGCGUUGCUGGUCGUCGCGGGGAUCUUCGCGACGCUGCUCUGGCGGCGUUCCACGCCGGUUGAGCUGCUGUUCCUCGCCGGUUUGGCGGCAGUCACGCUCGCGGGAGUCAUCGAUGCCGGAACGGCGCUCAGCGGCUUCGCCAGCCCGCCGGUGCUGUUGAUCGGGGCGUUGUUCGCCGCCGCCGCGGGGCUGCGGACCACGGGGGCUCUCGACUGGAUUGGCGGAGUCCUGCUCGGCACGGCGAAGACCGAGCGGGCCGCCCUGUGGCGUCUGACGCUGGUCGCUCCCGCGUCGGCCGUCGUGCUCAACACGCCGCUGGUGGCGAUGCUCGCCCCGGUCGUGAUGGACUGGUGCCACAAGCGGGGCGUCUCGCCGUCGCGGCUGCUGAUGCCGCUCAGCUUCCUGACGAUCCUCGGUGGCGUCGGCACCGUCAUCGGCACCAGCACGACACUCGUCUGCAACGCGCAGAUCGCCGAUGUCGGCCGGGCGAUGUCGACGCGCGCCGUCGAAGCCGAGGGCGCGAUGCUCGCCGAGGUCCGCGAGAUCGGGCUGCUCGAGAUCGGCUGGGUCGGUCUCCCGCUGGCGUUGCUUGGGAUCGUCUACAUGAUCUUCGUUGCGCCGCGAUUGCUGCCCGACCGGACCGGCGUGAUCGAGGACCUCGGGGAUCGCCGCCGCGAGUACCUGGUCGAGAUGCUGGUGCAGCCGGGCUGCGGGCUCGUCGGGCAGACCGUCGAAGAAGCAGGCUUGCGGCAGUUGCCCGGCUUGUUCCUGAUCGAGAUCAGCCGUGGCGCCGACGUGAUCACGCCGGUCACGCCGCGAGACGUCAUCAAGUCGCACGACCGCAUGGUCUUCACCGGCGUGGUCGGCACGAUCGCCGACUUGGAGCGGAUUCCCGGGCUCGUGCCGGCAGUCGACAUGACGUACGAGUUCCGUCCCGCCGACCGCGCGAGCCGGCAACUCGCCGAGGCCGUGCUCUCCAAGACGUCGCCAAUCGUCGGGCGCACGGUCCGCGAAGCCAACUUUCGACAGCGCUACAACGCGGCGAUCGUCGCCGUGCACCGCGGCGGCGAGCGUCUGGGGACGAAGAUCGGCGACAUCCGCCUCGAGGCGGGCGACACCCUCCUGCUGCAGACACGCUCGGGCUUUGUCGAGACACAUCGCAACAGCCGAGACUUCUACUUGGUUAGCGCCGUCGGCGGCUCGUCGGCACGGCGACACGACCGAGCGUUGGUGGCGGGCGGGUUGUUCCUGCUGUUGAUUGGCUGGUUGGUGGCGACCGCGCUGUCGGUUGGCGACGCCAUUGGUUCGCCGGCGUGGUUGUCGCCCGACAUCCAGCCGGUGGCCGGUGUGGCGGUCGUCGCCGCGAUGAUCGUCGCGCGUUGCAUGACGGUCAGCCAAGCGCGGACCGCGAUCGACCUGCAGGUGUUGAUCACGAUUGCCGCCGCGAUCGGCCUGGGAAAGUCACUGACUGAGAGCGGCGCCGAUCGUUGGAUCGCCGAAGGCGUUGUCGGAAUGGCUCAGGCGGCGCCGCUCCCGGAAGCCUGGCUGCCGUGGCUGCUCUUGGCGGCGGUCUACCUGCUGUCGAUGGUGCUGACCGAGGCGAUCACCAACGCCGCGGUGGCGACGAUGAUGAUCCCGCUGUCGAUCGGCAUCGCCGCCGAGGCGGGCGUCAACCCGCGGCCCUUCAUCAUGGCGGUGGCGAUCGCGGCGUCGCUCAGCUUCGCCACGCCGAUCGGCUACCAGACCAACCUGAUGGUCAUGGGCCCCGGCGGCUACCAGCCGCGUGACUUCCUGCGUGUUGGCGGGCCGCUGGCGCUGCUGAUCGCCGCUGCCGGGAUCGUGCUCAUCGGCCUGGUCUGGCCGCUACCGAUGAGCACCCGCACUUCGUUGUUCGCCGUGGCCGCCGCAGCAGGGCUGGCCCUGCUGCUGUUCUCGUCGCCGGAAACCGUCGCCCAGCGGACGGCGCCGGCGUCGCGCCCGGCCGCGUCGCCCGACCUGACGCCGGACGAGCUGGCCAACAUCCGCGUCUACGAGGCGGCCAAUCGCAGCGUCGUUCACAUCACGACCAGCACCGUCCAGCGCGACGGGUUCGGCUUCGCGAUGGAGGGCGAGGGCGCCGGCUCCGGCUGCGUGCUCGACAAGCAGGGGCACGUUCUCACGAACCACCACGUGAUCGACGACGCGACUCGUGUCAGCGUCGCCCUCGCGAACGACCGCGUCUACCCGGCGGAGGUCAUCGGUUUCGACGAGGAGUACGACAUGGCCGUGCUCAAGGUCGACGCGCCGGCCGACCAGCUCGACCCGAUCCGCUUGGGUCGCAGCGACAACCUGCGUGUCGGUCAGAAGGCGUACGCACUCGGCAACCCGUUCGGACUGGACCACACGCUCACGACCGGCAUCGUCUCGAGCACGAACCGCUCGCUUCCUAGCAGCAACGGCGGCCGAGUGAUGACGGGCAUGAUCCAAACCGACGCCGCGAUGAACCCCGGCAACUCCGGCGGGCCGUUGCUCAACACCUCAGCCGAGAUGAUCGGCAUGUGUGUCGCGAUCCGCAGUUCGGUCGGCCAAAACUCGGGCGUCGGCUUCGCGAUCCCGAUCGACCGUGUGAAGCGGUUCCUGCCCGAACUGAUCGAGAAGGGAAAGGUCGUCCGCGCAUACCACGGCAUCGUCAUGGUCAACGAGACGCCGCGUGGGCUGCGCAUCGCGCGCGUCAGCAAAGACGGCCCUGCCGAUCGCGCCGGCCUGCGCGGCUUCUCGUUCACAAGGAAGCUGUACCAAGACCCGUUCGGUCGCCGGCGCGUCGUGCUCGAAGAAGACCGCGACGCGGCCGACUACAUCGUCGCGAUCGACGGUCAGCCGAUCGCGACGCACGACCAGUUCAUCGCGAUCAUGGACGGUUACGCGCCGGGCCAGCGCGUUGUGUUCACGCUGCUGCGCGACGGGCAGACCGUCCAGUCGGCUGUGACGCUCGAAGAGGACGCGGGUCCUCGGGCCGCCAAUCCCCGACGCCGCGUGGCGGCGGUUGUACGACCCCCCAAGAGUCGCACCGAGCCCCGCGUACGCCGCGUCGUCCCGAGCGACUGGCACGCGGAUUACGGCCAGGCCCUCGCCGAGACGAAGCAAGCCGAGCAGCCGCUGCUGGUGGUGCUCGACGCCCCGGGAGACGAGGCCCAGAGCCUCAACCCCGAACUGCUGAGCGCCGAGAGCGGCGCGUUCCCGCUGAACAGCUACGAGGUCUGUCGCAUCGACGUGACGACCGACUACGGCAAGGAAGUGGCGAAGGUCUUCAACGUGACGGAGUUCCCGCACGUGGCGAUCAUCGACAAGACCGGCUCGGUCAUCGUCCGUCGCGUCCGCGGCGAUGUCACCACGAGCCAGUGGAAGUCGAUCCUCGCGCAACACGAGUCGGGCCUGCGUCAGGGCCGCACCCGCUACACCGUCGCCAAGCCGGUGAUCAGCGAGGCGUCCACGUCGGCCGCUCCGGUCUCGACGCCGUCGUACUCGACGCCGUCGUACUCGACCAGCGUCACGAUGCCGGGCUCGUCGGUCGAGUACGCGAUGCCGACCUCGUCGUCGUACUGCCCGAGCUGCCAGCGUCGCUGA
This is a messenger RNA of Cladocopium goreaui, 3645 nucleotides long. NCBI's taxonomy places the organism in Eukaryota, Dinophyceae, Suessiales, Symbiodiniaceae. The record is from the annotation of a GenBank genome assembly.